Coregonus clupeaformis (lake whitefish) is the source of this 2050-nucleotide messenger RNA. RefSeq lists its product as uncharacterized. The transcript is spliced from 7 exons. The coding region runs from base 382 to 1623 and encodes 413 amino acids. Gene Ontology annotation, biological process: regulation of transcription by RNA polymerase II; cellular response to lipopolysaccharide. The record is from RefSeq and is a predicted model, not a curated record. Lineage: Eukaryota; Metazoa; Chordata; Actinopteri; Salmoniformes; Salmonidae.
CUCUGACAGAGUUGAGACAGAGAAGCAGCCUAAGUUGUUGUGCGACUUCCUAUAUUCUAACAUCAUUUGUAUGUGGGUACAGGCAGCAGGGUAUGUUUGGACUUCCUUUUUAGGCAGACAACAGAGACUGAAAGUCAUAUUGACUCUCCACCACAUGCUCUGUGGAGGCUUUAUACAACUUGGGCUGGUGUUCAUCACAUCAGAGGAUUCUGGAUCAGUUGACAGUUGGAUCAGGUCAAAAACAAGUGUAAAAUCUGCACACUAGAGAAGACAGCCUUGACCAACCUUGACUUCUUAUUUAGUUCUUAUUUCUUUUUAUAUUUCCUUUUGGAGUGCAGUUUUUGAACUUUUGUCAGGUUCAUUUGUUGGCUCAGAUCAGUCAUGGACGGAGGUUCACUGUCCGCAUCAUUAUCGUCGUCUGAGGAGGAGGAAGAUUCUUCACCCUACAGCGCCAGUGCUCUCCUGCAGAACCCAGAGGAACAUGGGGCUACAGAGGAAUCAAGGGCGGAGGAGAUUGUCCCUGCUGGUGAGAGGUUGCUGUCCGGGGAGGACCAGGGGUCUCUGAUCACUGACAGUAUGUCAGUCACGUCAGCUGACCAGGAGAAACUGCUGCUGCUCAACAGGAACACUGAGCUACGACGAGUCAACAAAGAGUUGAUGAAGCUGAAUGAAGACUGGGAUCAUGUGUAUCGCAGCACCACUCUGAGUCUCCAGCAGAGAGUGGAGACUCUGGAGCAGGAGAACAGCACAGUCAAACAACUCAACAACACACUGCUGCUCAAAGUAGACCACGAACAGAACAAGAGGGAGUACUAUGAACACACACUGAUGCAGGAGUUGAAGAAGAACCAGCAGCUACAUGAAUACGUCAGAUUGCUGGAGAAUAGACUACAUCACACAGACACCACCAGAGACUGGACAAUGGGCACACAGACCAGUAUGAGCACUGUGACCCAUCUUCCAGAAACCACCCCAAUCUCUGAUGCUCCUGGGGGGCCAACUAUGUCCCCCAGCCUCAACCAUCGCACCAUACCCGGCCUCUCCUCCUCCUCCUCCUCCUCCUCCAGCCAUGGCCCACCAUCCCACCUCUUCUCCUCCUCCACCCCAGAUCGAGGGGCCCGGAGUGGGGGUAGAAUCAGCAGUGGCCCCUACAGGGCACUAGAGGACCCAGCUGACCCCCAGAAGGAGGUGCAAGAACUAAAGGAGCAGCUGGAGGCCCUCAGAUGCCAGACUGUUAUUUAUGAAGCAGACUACCAGACGGAGCACAAGGACCACAAACACACCCAGCAGGAAAACCAGAGACUGAGGAGGAAGAGAGAGGAGAUGAGACAACAGAUGGCCCUACUGCAGGAGCAGCUCAAGGUGUAUGAGGAUGACUUUAGGAAGGAGCGGUCAGACAAGCAGGUCCUGCAGCGUCUACUGAUGAAGAAAAGUCCAGCUCUGGUCAAACAGCCUGUCCUGGUCCACCGCUGUAAUAAUGAGCAGCAGCCUGCAGGGGGAGACAGAGAGAGGAGGAAGAGAGAGGAGCAGAGAGGUGCUCACCCCAGUACAGCACAACCAGAUAACCACCACCCGCUGUGCCCCAAACACUGUGAGAGGAGGAACACUGAAGAAUCCCCAUGAGGCAGACAACACACAUUGAAAUUGUAUUACGAUUUUGGUAUUGCCGCUAAUGCACAUUGAGGCCUAGCCUACUCCAGAGUGUAAUUGACAACGAAAUGAUUUGUAUCUAUUAUCUUUCUCUGAAUAUGUAUUAACCUUUAUGUUAUUUCCUAAUUCUGCCGAUAAUGUUGCUUAUUGAAGAAGGGACAGAGUGAUUUUCCAGUUGUCUCCGCCUCCCUGCUUAGAUACCAUGGUCAACAUCACCACCUAGUGUUUUUUUUAAUCAUACAUAAUGUCAUGUUUUAUGAUGCAGUUGUUGGCUAAGGACAUCUCCUGUAAAAGCCACAGUGAAUUCAACUAAUGAAAUAUACCCCUUGAUUUCAAAGAACACCGGGAUGUCCUUUAAACACAUGUGAUCAACUUCAGAUGUUGUCAUUUCUUAUAACAA